GAGGCCGGCUGCUAGCCGCCCAGCAUCGAAAUUGGAAUUACACCUCGCCGUGUUAUCGAAUAAAGAGAUCCGAAAGCGAGAUGGAGGUCUUUUCCUAAGGUGGCAACCUCCGCGGCAUGCGUCGCAAUCGAUAAAAACUGGUGAACCCCUAAUUCCUUCCCUCGUCCCACCUGAUAAAUACAAAACUGCACGAAAGAAACAAUCAAUCGAAGGAAAGAAAUAAAAAAAUUAAUUCAAAAAAAUAUAACCUCUGCACAUUGCCGAUUCGGAGUGACUGACGGAAUGUCGGAAUUCGCGUUUAAAAAUUGUUGUGUACUUCGCCGUUGCUCGGCAUAAUACUAAGAAGAGGAGGAAGAAAAUAAGAAUAAUAACCGUGACCGUUCGGUGCUCGUUGACAGAAUUCGUCGUUACGUAAACUGGACCCGAUAUAUCAACUUAUAAACCCAUCAAGCAUAAAAGAGAAACCGAAACGUCAUACUUAAACAAAAGACGCUCGGACUUGUUAAUCAAAAACAAUAAAGAAACCAUAACCACCCCUGCAUAAUUUUGCUCCUCAAUUUCACAACGUACAAAUUAUCUAUCAAAAUCACUGUGAAUUAUCUGUAAUUAAUUGUUACCGAAUACAACAAGUCUUCGUUUCGUCUUUACACAGUUGAACGGCUUAUCUAAUUAUCACAGCACUCUUGCAUCCGUACGCUUCGUACGAAACCGAACGAAGAAAAAAACGUACGGUAAUUUAACGGUUCGUUCUCACGCGGUCAUCAAAAUUUGGUACAUAGAAGCAUAGGGAUAGUAUACAAAUAUCAAAAAAGAUUCGUAAGGCUGAAACAGAUGUGCUUGAAGUAAAAAUUUGCAAAAAGGCCAAGAAUAAAGGCGAACGAAAAAAGUCUUCUUUUCUUUGGGGUUUUUCCCUCCGUAUUUCGAUGUGAUAUUUUACAUGCAGUCUUCGAUUGGCCCAAUAGCGGUGCUUUUCGUGUACACGAAAGAAUAAGUAAAAGAGCGAGAGAAAAAAAAUUAAAUGACAUAGAUAAAUAAAUAAAUAAAUAAACGUGAACGGACAUUGUCACCAGCCUACACACAAUAGUUUAGUAAUAUUUAAUCGUCGUGCUCUUUCUAGUCCAGGGUCCCGUGUUUAUAAAUUUUAACAAAUCAAUUCGACGGUUAAAAGCCGUCCGAAUAUGUAGAAAAAUAACGAAAUAAAAGCCUAAAAGAGAAACUAGGAAUUGUAUAGUUCGCCGGGGGUAAAAUUGGUUUCGUACAAUUAUCGCAAGCAGGAAUUGCAAUUGCUACAAGUAUAUACGUAUAGAAGAAACGAAGAAGCUACGAAAGGAGGGCAGCUAAUUAAUUAACUCGUCGGUUUGAAGUUUGAUUAAAGAAAAAAACCGAGCAAAUCGAAUCUGUAUAAAUAAACAAGCGUGCCACGGGUCUGGAAAAAAUCGAUUGAUAAAAUUCCCGUCGUUCAUAUAAUCGGCAACGUGUCAUUUCCACACUGCAGUUGAAUAUCGACGAAAAUUGAUAAUCAAGUUCUUACGAGCCGUUGUAACAUUAUACGUACAUAUAAAUAUCCACGUACGCUUUACGUAUGUGAAGUAAAGAAAAAAAAGACGAACACUAUAUACAGAGUUAUUUAUUAUCAGAUUGUGAGAAAAAAUAAAAAUAUAUAACGCACCCCUUUACGCCGACAAUUGUGCAGAAAGAUAAUAACGAAUCGCGUAAAUUACAACGCUGGCGAUUAAACGGUAUUUUUGAAUCGAGUACCGCUGCUGCUGCACGGGCUCGUUUAUUUAUAAUCGAGGCAAUAAGGGAUAGUCGAAUGAUCUUUGCACCCGAGAGCUUUCUCUCCUACCGUAUAAAACGCGUCACGAUCAAAUUUAUUCAGCUCUCUUUCGUCCCGCUAUUUCUCUCAAAAAUUAUUCGAGAAUCGAGCUUGCGCUGAGUAAUCUCAAAAUCAAAAAAAAAAAAAAAAGAAAAGAAAAAAAAAUAAACAAAUAAAAUGAAAUGAAAUAAAAAUUUCCCGAAACACAAAUAACUGGACUUGAAAAACCGUAACAAUAUCCUCCAUCUGUCAUACAUAAUAUGUGUAUAUCGAUUGUGACUGUGAUCUUUUUAAGGAUAUAAAUUAAAAAAAAAAAAAAAAAACGACAACAAAAAAUAAACAAAACAAAUCUCUUGUGAUACUAAGGAUAUACGUACGCGUGUAAAGGAGGAAAGGAAUUAACCAAAGUGAUUAAGAAUCGCCAGACUUUGCAACAGCAUCUCGCGACUUAUUCGCGACGGGACUGAAACCGAUCGUUAACAACCGAAGUAAGGGAGAUAGAUAUCUAUCUACACCCAACACAGAGGUAUAAGCCAUAAAGCUAUAAGGAGCGAAGGAGCCGAGGAGGAUCGAGGGAGAGCAUCAACCGGGUCUGUGUAAUAAUCUAUCCUACGGUCCGCGUCGUCGUCAGUUUUGUAUAAACCCCUCCUCCUGGACAGCAAGCAGACUCGUGUGCUUCAGGCCAACAAGUAUAACCGAGGAAAAUGAUUCAGUGGCUCGCAUCGCCUCGUCAAAGACUCGCGAUUAGCCGCUUCUCCUUCUUCACCUCACGGAUUAUACCUCGAGGAUUGUUACCGAUGGACACGUGAAAAAUUAUAACCCCGUUAAACACCGUGUAUAAAUAUAAAUACACACACACACACACACACACACCGCGUGUACAAACGUUUACUCGACACGGAUUGCGAUUUGUGAUUUCUUUCGCCCUCUGUUACUCUUCGUUUUCAGUGUUUCGUUCGUCAAACCGCGCGCGAAGUGCUUUCAGUUUGUAUAUUCUGGUUCUUCGAUCGAUAUCGUUUUAAUUAUUGACAUGGUGCAGCGAUCGAGUGUCUCCUCUUCUUGGCUUAAUUACGCUGCCUCGUGAUCACCGUCGAAACGACGAAAACUCUUCUUCAAAGGAUCAUCGAACCGGUUGGCAGCGUCCGGGGAAUCCCCGGGGCCCCGGGCAGGGCCGAAGGCAACAAAGUCCCGCCGCCCUCUUCCCGGGGGGUGGCGCGGGAGCCGUCAGCGUGGGGGCGCAGCGGUACGUAGCGAGAUUCGCGCGUCGGAUCGCCCGGAGGCUUGCGCGUAGGCUCGGCAGGGGCUCCCUGGGCCCCAGCCGCGGUCUCGGCCUGGCGGCGGCGGCGACGACGACCGGUGGGUCCGGCCCGACCGGGGCGACGGUGGUGACGGGGCCUGGCGAAGACCUGCCGGCCCCCCCCACGCGCCCCGAAACCUACCACACCCACCAUCAUCCCAGGGGGAGAGCCAUGUCCAUGCGGAGUCUUCAUCGGCGCGUCUCUCACCCUUGCCACGGAAUUGAGAAUCCACAUGCAGAAAAGCAUGAGAAAAUCCAGUCUCAGGAACUUGACACGUCAUGGCCAUUUUCUUUGGAGGGCGACGGCGGCGGGGGAGGAGGUGGAGGAGGAGGUGGCGGAGGCGGGGGCGGUCGAGUGACUUCCGGCGGAGGCGGCGGAAGGCGAGCCCCGAGCCUCAGGUUGGUAAACGGAAGAGCCACCGGAGUCGGGGGCCUCCACACGAGCAGCACCGAGUCGGUCAGGUCGCCUCAUCAUCACCUGAGCCAACAGAACAACCACAACAACAAUCAUCCGCGACUCAACAAGGAUGACAGUAUCAAAAUUAGCAUCGAGAACACCAACACUUGCACGGACAGCCUCGUCACCGCUCUAGACGACGAGACCUUGCUCAUCACCGACUUCCUUGCCGAUACUGGUAACGAGAUGAACUACAAGGGUAGCGGCAAGGUUCACUUCGGGGUUGACGAUGUCUCGCUCUAUGGAACCCCGAAGGAGGAGCCUGGCCCGGGACUUCCGGGUCAGGAGGUCAAGCAGAGUUUCCUCAAGAACCAACUGCAGGCCCUAUUUCAACCGACGGAUAACAAACUGGCCAUGAAAUUGUUCGGAAGUAAAAAAGCCCUGAUGAAGGAACGUAUACGACAAAAGGCUGCGGGUCAUUGGGUUAUACAUCCCUGUUCCAGCUUUCGAUUUUACUGGGAUCUUUGUAUGCUUCUGUUGCUCGUCGCAAACUUGAUCAUUCUACCGGUUGCCAUUAGUUUUUUCAACGAUGAUCUGAGCACCAGGUGGAUAGCCUUCAACUGCCUUUCAGACACGAUAUUUCUCGUAGAUAUUGUCGUCAACUUCCGGACGGGUAUCAUGCAGCAGGACAACGCCGAACAAGUGAUCCUGGACCCGAAGCUCAUCGCUAAGCACUACCUCAGGACGUGGUUCUUCCUGGACCUCAUCUCAUCCAUACCUCUCGACUAUAUUUUUCUCAUAUUCAAUCAAUUUCAGGACUUCAGCGAGUCGUUGCAAUUCCUGAACGCUGGACGUGCCCUUAGGAUUCUAAGGCUGGCCAAACUUUUGUCGUUGGUCAGGUUACUUCGUCUCUCGAGGCUCGUUCGUUACGUUUCGCAAUGGGAGGAGGUUUAUAUACCACUUUACCAACAGCCGGAGAGGCACUACGAGCGUCGGGCGACUCCGCCGCAACCAGACCGAACCAGCAAGAUAUUGCAGAACCUACAAAAAAAACGCACUGAGCGGAGGGGGCGCCUAAGCUCUGACAAUAUGAAUAAAAAGAAGUCCGGUUUCAGCAAAAGCAACCUUAUUUUUAAGUUCCUGAAUAUGGCCUCGGUGUUUAUGAGAAUAUUCAAUCUCAUCUGCAUGAUGCUGCUCAUCGGUCACUGGAGCGGAUGUCUACAAUUUCUAGUUCCCAUGCUGCAAGGCUUUCCGAGCAACUCUUGGGUCGCCAUUAACGAAUUGCAGGACUCGUUUUGGUUAGAACAAUAUUCAUGGGCGUUAUUCAAGGCCAUGUCGCACAUGUUGUGCAUAGGAUACGGAAGGUUUCCACCUCAGUCACUUACGGACAUGUGGCUUACAAUGCUCAGUAUGAUAAGCGGGGCGACGUGUUACGCCCUGUUUCUUGGUCAUGCUACAAAUUUGAUUCAAUCCCUCGAUUCGUCGCGAAGACAAUAUCGCGAAAAGGUGAAGCAAGUGGAGGAGUACAUGGCGUAUAGAAAGCUGCCCCGAGAAAUGAGGCAACGGAUAACCGAGUACUUCGAGCACCGAUACCAGGGCAAGUUCUUCGACGAAGAGUUGAUCCUUGGCGAGUUGUCGGAGAAAUUAAGAGAAGACGUAAUAAACUACAACUGCAGAUCACUCGUGGCCUCUGUGCCUUUCUUUGCGAAUGCCGAUUCGAAUUUCGUUUCGGACGUCGUUACAAAACUGAGAUACGAAGUCUUCCAGCCAGGAGACAUAAUCAUCAAGGAGGGUACGAUAGGUUCAAAAAUGUACUUUAUCCAAGAAGGAAUAGUGGAUAUCGUGAUGGCGAAUGGGGAAGUCGCAACGUCCCUCUCGGAUGGUUCAUAUUUCGGGGAAAUAUGCCUGUUGACGAACGCGAGACGCGUUGCGUCAGUGAGAGCCGAAACUUACUGCAAUCUCUUCAGCCUCUCGGUGGAUCAUUUCAAUGCAGUAUUGGAUCAAUAUCCAUUGAUGCGAAGGACCAUGGAGAGCGUUGCCGCCGAGAGGUAUAAGCUUUGGUUGAACAAAAUCGGCAAGAAUCCAAAUCUGGUAGCUCAUCGGGAAGAGGAUUUGGGCAGCGAGUCCAAAACUAUCAACGCAGUCGUCAACGCGUUGGCUGAGCAAGCUGCUCACGCGAGUGCCAGUGAAGAAUCGGUUCGUCUUUCCAAAUAUCGAAAUCAUUUUCCUGUUUUGGUCCAUAGCAUGGAGCUGAGAGCUUUACCCUCCUGCCUUUUACCGAGACCUAAGUCAGAGAAUAAUUUUGCAAGUCAAGAGCUGACGCGUGAAGGACGACGGAUCUUCCACAAGAGUGAUACCUUCCACAAGGAUUCGUAUCAAUGACGUCACUCUAUGUACUAGCACACACAGAGAUACUAACGGGGUCCGUAUUGACGCGCUGUACCUAAGCAAGGUUGUUUUUUAUUCUUUUUUUUUUUUUUCUUGUUUCAUUUUACUUCGGUAAGAUACAUACACGCAUACAACACUCGUACACACGUAUUCAUUAUUUAUUUUAUUGAAGAAAGAAAAUUUUAACACGUGAACGCCACGUUGAGACACUUUAAAUAAAAAUAUACGCAACCGCGGUACAGUAAAUGAAUACAGACCCAAAUCUGUGCUGUAAGAGAAGUGGUAACAAAAGACGUGAAUCGAUUGAGUAACUGGAAUUAUCUCAAGAUCGCAGCUGAUCCUGCGAUAUUUCAAGUUAUCAUUUGAAAUACACGGACUCUUUAAAGCACAGGUUUUAUAAAGCAUAUUGUUGCCAGUACAAGGGUGCUCUUACGAUUAGUUUUAUCUUUAGCAAUAUACAUGAAAGUUUUUUAGUUUCUCUUGCUAUAUAUUUUAUACCCUUGCACACAUUCAGCAAGACAGAGUGUUGUUUUUACAUGCUGGUCAGCUUGACGUAUUAUUUUUAAUUAACAAGUAUAAUUAAUAAUUUUUAUCUCAUGAUAUGGAUGGAUACAGCAGGGUAGUUCGGAUUUAUUUGAAUCGCUAGAGUGACAAUUCGAAGAAGGAAAACAAAUAUAUAUCACAAGCAUUCGUGUAGCGUGCCUCACAGAAUCUCCCAAAAAUUUUCUGUUGAAUGAUUUUAUUUUAUUUUAAUUUUCAAUAUGUUAUUUUUGUGAAGAGCGUUUCAUCUUCUGUGUUAUGAUGUGUAUUAUUAUAAUUUUAGAGAAGCUGUGUUUAUACGCAAGUAGCAAAACUCUGUCUCGCUGUGUAAUAACAAGGGCGGUAAUACAUUACACGUAAAAACGCAGCGAGUAUCCUAGGCUUUGAAAGAUUGGAAAAACAAAACUCUAUAGAAAGACUAGAUGAUAAAGAUGAAAAUUAAAAAUGAAAAUAAAAAAAAAAAUAAAAAAAAAUAGACAAAGAUGCACUGGUCUCAAAAACUCUGUUACCUUGUUGAAAGUUUUUGGGACCCACGUAUACAUACCCUAUAUAUAACAAUACUAUAAUUAUGUAUGUACGAAUUAUCAGUGGUGUACAAUGUUUGUGUUUUUCUUUUUCUAUUUCUAUUUUAUUUUUUCUACCUUCUCGCUUUCUCAACCAAGUAUAUCUUUUUACGGCAAAUAUAAUGUACUAUAAAAACAAAAAAAAAAACACAAAAAAAAACAAAACUAUAAAUAUGAUAUACCAUAAUAAAUUAUUAUUACAAUUACACAGUAUAAUAGCUAUCAUAAUAAUAAUAAUUAUAAAGUUAUCACUAUAAUACAAUACCAUGCAAAUUGUCAGCAAGGCUUGUUACCCCAGUCCAGUGGUCUGAGAAAGGAGAAAACAAAAACAACAGCGUCACGAUUUACAACAAUUAAUAAAAUAAAAUGUUGAUAGUUGAACGCGGCCAAUUUGAAAAAAAUUGUAUGGACGCAAAAGAAACUACAAUAAUAAUUUUAGCUGAGGAAUACUUUUGUAGAUGUAACGGUGUUCAUCGCAGCUAGGGUCAGGAGAAAACGAAAUUUUCUAAAACUGUUAAAACAAUACUACUAUAAAUAUAUAAAUAUAUACUAGUUAUCGCAAGAAAAAAAUGAAUAAAUAACAAAAAACAUACUCAUAAUAAAACGCGUAUUGUAGAAACAUAUUAAAUACUAGAUUGAGGAAUUUGCGAUGAGCUAAUAUUUAAUAUAGUAUUUAGGAAUUUGCUAUAACUAUUGUAAAAUAAUUGCUGUGGAUAAAGAGCACGUUUUUUAGGUAUCCUAGCCGUGAUAAUCGAAUGAAAAUGAAUAAAUAAAUAAUGGUAGGAUACAGAAGGAAUGAGGUUGCCGCUUCGCACUAAUAUCGACGCAGGUGAAUUAAAUAUUGCGAUAAUACGUAUACGCGUACUUUAUACAUAUGAUUUGUUGAGCGAAAACGAAAUUUACUAUUACGCGAUGUACUCUGUAUCCUGUAACCAUGCAUCAGCAGAGUGUCCUGGAGAAAUGUAUAAAUAUACAUAUAUACAUAUGUAUAUAUAUGUAAGUUGAAUAAUAAUCUUAUUAUGCAGAUGUGAUAACAUUGGAUUAGGUGUCGAGACAAAUUUCAGAUGAAGACAGAGUAAUACUUUCCCACCAAAGCAAGGAUAGGUUUUUCUUUCUUAAUAAUUAAAGUACAUCGUUUUGGCACAGUUGUAUUUUUUCCUUAAUUGCCGGAAAUGUAAAAAAUAUACCGCAUUCAAGUUGGCAAUCGAACCAAGUUGCAAGUUUUGCAUAGGUGAUAAAUUUUAACGACAUUACGACAAACUUGUAUCGGUGAAACUUUUCAGUAGGAGACAAUGAUCUUUAAUUUUUUUAUUAUUUUCGUAUUUGUAAGAAAACGUGUCGAAAAAUGCCUGUAAUAAAUAUUUUUUAACGCUAUUAAUUGAACACAGCAAGUCAUUAUUUCAAGCUUAUAAAAAGAAACUUGAUGUAAUUCCUAAACUGUUAUUCAAAUCAAGCUUUUAUUUCCAGUUUCAAAUUAAGUGCGGUGCAAAAAUGAUAUAUCAGUAAUUAUAAAUACUGCAAUUACCUAGCCUAUGUAGGACAAUGAAAUUGAUUGAAGGAGCCAGUCGUUUUUAGGAGCUUCUUGACCCUUUUACACAUUCGAUAAUCGAAGUACUUGCUUAAUGAUAUUUUUCUGAAAUUACGACAUUCGUCAUGUUUUUCGGCUAUUCGAUAUUUGUAUUCGGUUAUUGUUCAAAUUUGCGGUAUUUGCGUGUUUGCGGUAUUUCGGUAUUUUUGGUAUUUAUUAACCAUACGUGGAUAUCACCGAAAAUAAAUUUGUUAGUCGAUUUGAACAAUUUUACGAAUCGUUUCUUUUUUUUUUUUUUUUAAUAGCUUCGUACGCCUACCUCUCAUUGUGUAAAAAGCCGUGUGGAGAAGAGAUUUAAAAGGGAGGAAAAAUAAGGAUAUUUAAAACAAAACUGUAGCCAGCCUUGUACAGAAAAACCCUAGCGUCAAUUAUAUAUAUAUAUACCUAUAUCUAUAUAUAAUUGAAGGUAAACAUAAAAUUAUUAUAAUAUCGGUUACAAACAUUAACAAUAAUAUAAAUCGUAUUACGGUAAAAGCACGCGCUUGUGCUACAGAUAUAGGAAAUAUAUAAAAACAUUGAAUCAUACUGUUAUUACUGCUUCGUACUCUGUUAUUCGUGCUACGUUGGGCUCAAUUCGAACUGCUAUCUAUAUGUAUGAAAAUUUCUACGAAUUCCUAAUCAAUUUGUUUCCAUUAAUUAUCAAUCGUUGAUGAUUCUAUUCUAUUACAUUUGUGAUCUGACUCAAUUGCACAAGAAUUCACUUAUUCGUUUUUAAACCCAUUGUCGUAGUCAAAGAGUAAAUCAAUUUAGUUUUAUUCGGGGUAAUUGAUGAAACGCAAUGUGAAAUAUUCAGUAGAGCCCAGAGCUAAGCACCUUUAAAUAUACUUGCCAUUAUGAAUGCCUUAGCGAACAUGAUUGUAAAUGUAAACUCUAAGUAAAAGAAAAAGAUUUACACUCAAAGUAUGAACACACAUAUGCAUACUAUACAUAAUUACACAAAUGAUACACAGUGAGAAUAUAAUAUUAAACUAAGGAUGAGUAUUUAAAAGAGAUGACGAAAAAAACUGAAACAAAAAAAUUAUGGUCGUGGAAAUGUAUCCUCGGUGGCAAUACUCGACUUCGCCCGUCCACUUAGUUUAGACCAUUCACUCACUCACUCACUCACUCAAUCACUCACUCACACCGACACUCCAGCUGCUCUUGGAUUUUCUAUGACAAACAUAUAUAAAACUAUCGUUCCAAACUUAGAAGCCAAAAGAAUAUAAGAGAAAAAAUUUAAACUAGCCGUGAAAUUUUUAUUUACAGAAGAACGAUUCGUAGAUACGACAAACUUUUGAUUUUUUGAAAAGAUAACUAUGUAUUCAUAAAUGCACUGCCAAUGUGAAAGACACUGUAAAGUGCCAUUUUAAUUUGAGAACUGUUUCUUUUUCGUCGUGUGUUUAAUUUAAAAAAUGUUAAACUGCAAAGAGAUUUUUGUUUCUCAGACAAUUAUAGUCUUAAAUUUAAAUCAAUAAUUACGUUUCGUGCAAAAAAUGAAUACAGAGCCCUCUUAUACACUUUCCAUUAUCAUAUGAAAACUUUUAAUGCAAUAUCGAGUGAAAUAAUUUAUUUUACAAAUUAUUCAGAUGUAAUAACUCUAGAAACUAUCAUUUGAUGAAUAUGUAAACUAAUAAUAUUAAAUUCUUGAUUAUCAAGAAUAUUAUACGACGUUCAAGAAGUAUAUUUUAAUCUCUGAUAGUCAAGUUACAGAUAUACUUAACAGUUUAUGAAAAGAAAGCAUAUCAUUCCAAAGUUUCACUUUAAUUUGAAACCCCACAUAUAUUAUAUUAUCACAAGCAAUGCGCUAUAAGCAAACGAAAUAAUAACGUAAUGAUAGGUACAUAUAAAAAAAAUUCACAAAAACAUGGAAAAAAACAUGAGCAUAACAUAGUCAAUUUUAAAACAUUCAACUACACGUACUCGACAAAAAAUAUUCAGCUCUGUUAACAUUACACGAAAAAAAAUAGCGCUACUAUUAAUUAUGUCCAUGAGCAUAAGAUCCGACGCAACAUAGACUAAUAGGUGACACAUGUUCUCAAUUAGUUAUUAACCCGAGUACUAUCUAGAACCAACUGAAGAUUAUAUAUAAAAAAGAUGAAUGGCAAAAUUAGUGUGAACAUUAUUUAUUUUCAUUGCAAUUUAUGAAGUAAAUUUCUCCAAUAGUGUCACAUGUUAAUCUGUGAAGUGUUGGCAUACCGACACAUUACAUAAAAUUUAACGACAUUAUAUAAUCGUAGCUGUUAAAGAUAAAUUAUAAAUAAUUUUAAAAGUUAAGCAUAGUCGACUCUAGCCUUACGAUGAAGAAACGAUCAUUUUCUAAUCGCUGUAUUUGUAAUCAAAGAAGAAAUCCUUCGUUAUUUGCGGGAGUUCAUUAUAAUUCGACUAGGUGAACUAAAUUUUUAAGUGCGAAUGAAAAAAUAACACAUCGGGUACUCGCUUCACAUAUUUUCUAACGAAUAUUAGGAACAGACGGAAAAUGGAGAAUAAAACACAGGUGUGUAGAGUAAUGAAGAAGAAAAGUUAUCUUGUGAUUCGCGCUUUAUUUAAAAAAAAAAAAAGGAAUAAAUCAAUAAUAAUAAUAAUAAUUAGUGAGUUAGCUAAUUUAAUGAGUAUAGCCGUACAGUUUAGAGGAGAAAGUAAAUCAAUAAAUUAGAUGUUACUAAAAUGUAACGGGCAAAAACAGUUAUAAUAGCUCAAGUUAGAUUUGCAUAUCUUUGAAAUAUAUAUCAGGUGAUAUAAAAACAAAUGAACGGUGAGUGUAAAAUUGUAAUCAGAGGAGUGAAAAUCAAAUGUAUAGCGUCGAAAGAAGUAACUAACCGCGGUAAAAUGGUGUUAAGAAAGUUGGCUAUUAUGUCCGCAAUGCAUGUAUAUAGUUCAGAGAUUUUCCUCUUUCUUUCUCUCACGAAACAAAAAUUAAGGAAGGAAAAAAUUAUGACUAAAAUCUCUCUUUCAAACAAGACCCUAAUCGAAGAUUUUUCGAAUGCAAAAACUUUGAGCCCGUGACAGUUGUUAUAUAGUGUACGAUAAAAGAAAUGUGUAUUGCGAGUGUACUGCAAUGCUUUGCAACACCUGGUACAUUCCAAAGCAUAAUUUGACGCGAUUUCGCAUUUGCCUGGCUGGCUUUGUUACGAUCAAUUAAUAACAAGACAAUUUGCAAAAUAUCAGGCAGCAAAACGAUACUCUAUCACGUCACCCGUAAACAUCAUUUCAAAGUAAUUAAUCAUGAUUGUUACAUGCGACAAAAAAUGUAGGCCUAAUACCAAUUACGUCGAAAGAAUUUCUUAGGUGAUUUUUAAUACCGUACCAAUGUUUGAUUGACGUAGCCAAUACCGGUAGAAAACUAAUCCUCUAAGACAUAUUAUCACUGCUACCGAUAUUAUUAUUACUUUCCUCAAUAAUUUGUAUUACAUUCUAUACAGAGUUUAUCUGAAGGCGUGCCAUUUCAACCGUUGCUAUAUGACCAUGUACUUUCUAUUUUCUAAAAUGUGACUGUUGCGAUAUUUACUGUGACGCAAAACUAUCUGAGUUUGUUUCUAAAUUAAUCACGUUCGUUUCCAUAAACCUUGACGCACCGUAAACUGCAAAAUGGUAGCAAGCGUGAUACUAUAGGACGGAUUAAUGGGUUUUGUUAUAAUUUUUAUCUUAUGAUUUUAUAGGUAUAUAUAAUAAGUGGUAAACGUAUAAACUGAUGUUCUGAUACGCUGAUCAUAUUAAUCAUUAUGUUUACAAUCUUCUUUUCUUUUUCUGUUCAUUAUUUAACUACAUGUUGUAUCACGCCGAUUAGAAAGCUUUUUACGUGAUUGAUUGUUUUUUUUUUUUUUUUUUUUUUUUUCUCUUUCAUCAGAAAUUUGUCGUAAAUAUAUUUUGAGAAUAAUGACAGAAGUGAUGAUUUGCAUAUGGAGGGCGAAAUUUCGUACUUUUAUGGAUGAGAGAAGGUAAGAUUGUGAACAUAACGAUAUGUCAGUAAAUCUUGCCAUAAUACAUUUACGAUAUAGCGAUAUAUGCGAUCCUAGUUAGACUGAGCCAAUAACAAUAUAAUGUAAUAUACAUAAUAUAAAUAAAAAAAUGCGUUAACGAGAUGGCGAUAUUAUCUUAUAUAUAUGUGUGUAUGUAUAUAUAUACAUAUAUAUAUAUAUAUAUAUAUAUAUAUAUCUAUACAUAUAUAAUUAAAAGAAAAUCAGAGGAGUAAUGUUUGAGUGAACGUGACACGAUAAUUAUAUUGAUAUUAUUAAUGAUUAAUAUUACCUAUUACUAUCAAACUAUUGUAAUGACAAUGCUUUGUUAUAUUGUAUGAGAUUGUAGUCUAUUUUUCUGUUGAAGUAUUGUUAUUGCCUAUAAUACGCUAUGACUAGUUCAUAUUUUAUGCAUCGAGGCUGUCACUUAAAUUAAUGAAUAAUGUUAAUAAUAAUUAAAUUAAAAAAAAAAAAAAAAAAACAAAUAGUUUUAUUGUGGAAAUUAUGAAAUCAAAUAACACGUGCAAUUCUCAUAUAAACUUCAUUCAAACGAUAUAAGCAAGGCCAAUAAUAGCAAGUAUGAUUAAUAUCAAGAGAUGAAGUCAUUGUCUGCAUAUAGAUAAUUUGGCCGGCGGAUUUGAUCACCAAUUUAUGAUUCAACAUUUCUACCUAUAUCUAUUACAGAUUUUCAUAAUCAUUUCUUGAACAAGUCGAUGUAUAUCGGUGAAUAAAAUGUAGAAUAUUUUUUCAAUUACUUUCAUAAUUGAGAGAACCAAAAAAGCUAUUCUUUUUGCAAUUAUCCUACUAAAAUAUAAACUUUUGAUUGCAUUUUUUUCAAUAACUGUAGCCUGCUACAAACUGAAUAUAUAACGUAAAAAAAAAAAAACUUCCCUGUAAUGGUCUCGUGUGACAUGAUUUUACCAAGUUACAUUCCGUUGAAAGAAAUAUGCGAAACGAAACGUUUGGUCAUAUACAGUGCUGUAACCAGUAAUCAUAAUCCGUUUGUUCCUACAACAUAAAAGUUAUUAUUUUUCUAAAUCUGAAGAAAAAUCACAUUUCAUGAGACGUUGUUUCAUAUGAAAAAUUAAGAAACCAAUGUAAAAAAAAUGUUAAAUUUACAAAAGUGACAAGGUAUAAAAACUUGUACAUCACGUUCAUAACUAGCGUGCAUAUUAUUACACGGUAACAUUUAUAGACCAUUAAUCAAGUCGCAGUUUUCAAUGUCGACACCUACUUGUUACUUUCAUCCCAUGGUCUAAAUUCGAUGCGCAACACAACUGUUCUGAAUUCUUUUAGGAAAAACAAUGCGUCUAAGUUUCACUAUGAAGAAAAUAAAAAGAUACGAUUAGACGUAUGUUUUACCAGGCACAUAAGCUAGUAAUAAACAUGUGCGACUUGAACAGCUUUUUAGAAAGACGUUUCCUUUGCCUUCGUGAACAUGCGGUAUCUGUUUGAAAAUCCGUUUGUCACUGCGAUACUAUCGAUGCAACAUUGUUUCCAAAUUACGUGACAUCUUCUAACAACGUUAACUAAGAUUUUCCAGAGUUCUUCGGAUAAUGGUAUUUAUCCGGGGAUUUAAAUUUGUGUUUCUAAAAAGCGUUUGAAUUACCGCCGGUAAACCGAUGUAUACAUAAUAAUACCAUGUAAAUGAUCGAUGCAUUUGAAAGAAUUGUGUAAUUGAUUUACACAAGCGAAGAAAUAUCCGAAAACCACCUAAAAUCGAGAAAAAAAAGUACGUUAACAAUAGAAGCAUUUCUCCAAUACUGAUAAUUAAUUGUUACGGGGAAUACUUAUAUAUAAUUAUUAUUGAUGAUGAGAUCGUUGAUAUUUUUUAUCAAAAGUGCUCAGCGAGGUCCAUAAUGACUCACUCAUUCACAACAUCUACUAUUAUGAAUAUGUGCUUUAUAUAGUUUAACAAAAUAAACCAUUACAAAAACCGAAUAA
Messenger RNA from Neodiprion virginianus, 14465 nucleotides. It is a transcript of the gene Ih, whose product is annotated as potassium/sodium hyperpolarization-activated cyclic nucleotide-gated channel 2. NCBI's taxonomy places the organism in Eukaryota, Metazoa, Arthropoda, Insecta, Hymenoptera, Diprionidae. Gene Ontology annotation, molecular function: voltage-gated potassium channel activity. The record is from RefSeq and is a predicted model, not a curated record. Gene Ontology annotation, biological process: potassium ion transport; transmembrane transport. Gene Ontology annotation, cellular component: membrane. The coding region runs from base 3286 to 5892 and encodes 868 amino acids. The transcript has 17 exons.